AUAAGUAACUAGAUCAACUCUACAUCUCUCUCCCGACAAGACACUAAACUGAAAGAGAAACAGAGAGAAACACAGAGGCCCUGAUAAGUAAAAAGACACAUAACUGAGAAUAAUGGGUUGUGUUCGAUGUAAAUCACCAGAUACUUCUGACAGUGCUGGAUCAUUAGUCGCCAGCGGCCAGAGUUGGAAGAAGCUGGAGAGGAAGAAGAGCAAUGUCUUGCUGGAAGGUUACGUGGAGACUCUUGCCACGCUGGAUAAUCAGGAUGAUCUGCCAAGAGCCAAGAGCUUGACUGAUGACGAUCUUGAAGAUCUCAAGGGUUGUCUUGAUCUUGGUUUUGGGUUCAGCUACGACGAGAUCCCUGAGCUCUGCAACACUCUACCUGCUUUAGAGCUUUGCUAUUCCAUGAGCCAAAGAUUCUCUGACGAUAAGCAGAACAACAACAGGUCACCAGAAAGUUCCUCGGUGGACCAUUCUCCCUCUCCUCCAAUCGCCAACUGGAAGAUAUCUAGCCCUGGUGACAAUCCGGAUGAUGUGAAAGCUAGGCUCAAGUACUGGGCACAAGCCGUUGCCUGUACUGUCCAAUUAUGCAGCUGAACGUAUCAUUAUCACGUCUGAAUAUUAUCCAGCUGAGGAGGAGAUCUCAGGAAGGCAUUGGAAGGUCUGGAAAUUGACAAUUAUCUACUGUGAUUCUUGACUACAAUUACCAUGUAUGUUAGUCUAAUUAUUUUAAUGAACGGAGAUAAAGGUAUACUGAAUAAAAAAAUAUCAAAUUCCUUUGUUAUAUCCCUGCUAGUCUCAACUUUUGAGAGCUUAACACCUGACAUCUAAACAGCCGGAUUCUUGUCCUUUCUGCUU
Molecule: messenger RNA, 856 nt
Organism: Raphanus sativus (radish)
Lineage: Eukaryota; Viridiplantae; Streptophyta; Magnoliopsida; Brassicales; Brassicaceae
Exons: 2
Coding region: 113-595 (160 amino acids)
Source: RefSeq, a predicted model, not a curated record